Messenger RNA from Cylas formicarius (sweet potato weevil), 2568 nucleotides. RefSeq names its product limbic system-associated membrane protein-like. Gene Ontology annotation, cellular component: axon; plasma membrane; neuronal cell body. The record is from RefSeq and is a predicted model, not a curated record. Lineage: Eukaryota; Metazoa; Arthropoda; Insecta; Coleoptera; Brentidae. The transcript is spliced from 11 exons. Gene Ontology annotation, molecular function: protein binding; axon guidance receptor activity. Gene Ontology annotation, biological process: synapse organization; homophilic cell-cell adhesion. Bases 279 to 1811 code for a protein of 510 amino acids.
UGCGCGUGAAACAGUUGCUACGGGAAUCCUGUCGCGUGGUUUUCCGAAAAUCCGGACGACGUCCUGGAAGUUUCCCGCCAAUUUUCGAAAAGGUCUGGCAGUUUACGCGUUUACCUAAAAAUUGUCUCCACGUCUAGCGUUCGCUAUUAAAGCAUCCAAGAACUCCUCGUGUCGCGAUAAAAAACUUGUUCGCCAGUGAUGGUUUUAUAAGUGACUUUAGAAACUUUGCUUUGAAAAGACGCCUUGCUGUUUGACAGAGAACACAUCUUUAAGACAAGAUGCAACCGACGCCUCUGACUCUGUUGCUAGUCCUCGUCAUUCUGUUUGAAGGAUCUUUGCAAGCCCACAUCAAAGUCGACCCUGCCACACUUCCGACGUUUUUAACGUCGAGCCAGGUCUUUAAGGUGAAAGAGUUGGACAGAGUCGUUUUGCCCUGCGAGGUAACAAACCUUGGACAUUACGUGUUGGCGUGGAAAAAAAGCAUCGCGGUCCUGUCAGCGGGCAGGGUGAAAGUGUCUCCGGAUCCUCGUAUUAAUUUAGUUAACGACUACAACUUGGAGAUAAGAGAGGUCGGGCCCCAGGACGCCGGAGAUUACGUCUGCCAAAUAGGCACCUUAGAACCGAGAGAAAUCACACACACCCUGGAAGUUUUGGUACCGCCAAAAAUCGAGUACCUAUCAAACAAUGGUCGGGUGGAAGUCAAAAAGGGUUCGUCGGUCCGUCUAGAAUGCAAGGGUAGCGGCAAUCCGACUCCUAAAAUUACUUGGUCCCGGAAAAACAAUCUGCUUCCGGGCGGAGAGCAAACCGUCGUGACUUCGGUUUUGACCCUGAAUAACGUGGACAGACACCAAGCCGGCACAUACCAAUGUACCGCCAGUAACGGCAUCGGCGAAGAUGUCACUCAACAAGUGGUCCUGCACGUUUUGUAUCCUCCUGAAAUUACCGUAGAAAAUCCGGUUGUGCAUUCAGCAGAAGGUUUCGAAGCCCAACUUGUCUGUAUUGUUCAUGGAGAGAGUCAACCUGAGGUUUUAUGGUAUCGAGAUACGAUGCAAUUGGACACAACGGAAAGACGGAUAAUGGAAUCCCGAGGAUCCAGGCACACGCUUGUUAUCCGAAAAGUGCAUCGAUCCGAUUUCGGGAACUAUACUUGCGUCGCCGACAACCAGCUGGGAAAAACAAGGAAGAGCAUUCAGCUGACUGGAACACCGAAAGCUGCGAUUUUCAGAAGCCCGUCCGUCGGCAACUACAAAGAGAGUUAUAACAUAAGCUGGGCGGUAGAGUCUUUGAGUCCGAUAGAAGAAUACCAGCUAUUGUUCAGGAGACUUCCCGAUGGCAUUUCGAGCGGAGAAGACGGUCAUCCCCAGCCGCUGCACCACCAAAGUCAAAGAAGAUUCCCACUUCGAGAUAACCGAACGUACUCGGCAGUGGGUUAUAGCGUGGGGUACGGUUAUGGCAGAACCAACAGCAGGGGGCGUGCCGACUGGAGCAAUGUAAUCCUUCCGGCGUCUCGGACGUACAGCAACGGAAUGCAAUCAAUGAGCUACGUUAUCCGCGGACUAGAAGCCGGACAACAUUACGAGGCCAAAGUUCAAGCCCGGAACAAAUUCGGAUGGAGUCCCGUGUCCAAGUCUUUUGCAUUUCAAACUACCGACCGAGAUACAACAGAUAUCCGAAGCAGUUUCGAACAAAAUGAGCCUAGCUCAAUGGAAGAUUUUUUCGGCAUCAGCACAUUUAACGCUUGUUCUCCAACACCGCCGCCAUAUUAUCAGUUUGUGGGCUUGCUCUAUAUUUUUUGCGUAAACUAUAGAUGAACUAAAAAAGUAACACAAUAAUUUAUGCUGUCUAACUUGCUCCGAAUAGAUUUGUUCUAAAAUAUUUGAAAAGACCACGUAUAAUCUACCAUGAUGGAAUUUAAUUUUUCCACCUGAAGCAAUUAAUACAAUUUUUGUUUCUAUCCUUUUAAACUAAUUUCCCUGCACAGUUUUGAACUUCGUCUUCUAUGUAUUUAAUUUUAAAUAAAUUUUAUUCUGGCAAUAUUAAAAAAAAUAUUUUUUUAAAUGCUCCCAAUAAUAUGUACCGUAUAACAUCAAAAUUUGUAAAUAUCACCCAGCUUUUCAAUAAUAAUAAUGUUAGACUUAAUAUUGCACGCAUUUCUGUAAAUAUUAUUAUUCAAUAUUAUAUUCUUAAUAUGUAGAAUUAUUAUUGGUAAAAGCCAAACCAUGUACAGUUUGACUCUAAAUUUUCCUGUUAAUUUGUUUUAAUAAAAAAGCGGCGACACUGAUUCGAUUAAUCCAUAAUUUAAUUGGUUUUUUAAAUAAUUGAUGUAUUAGAAAUUCUGCUUAUAAAUGUUGUGAUCCAAUAGGGUGCGUCCGAAUAUUUAAAAAGUAUUUCAAUUCAUGAAGCCACAAGCUUCUAAUUUAAACGGCAUUUAUAGUAAAUAUGUAAAUAAACGUAAAAUUUGUAGCAGUUGUAGGUGGAACCAAAUUUAAGGCUGAUUGACGAAGUGCAAAAUUAUAAUAUUCUUAGACAGAGUCAUAUAUGGUUUGUACAGGGAUCGAUAAGCAGCAA